AUGUCGAGAGCCUCGAACCCGCCGACACAGGUCCGGGGCUCUUCCGAAUCUUCUCCAUCCUAUGUUCUCGGAGAGACCCCGGUCCGACGCCGUCUCGUCCUGAUUCCGAGCGAUCAGCAGAAGCUUCUCGACCUCCCUGAAUCCUGGGCGACAGCGCACGCAGACCGAUCUCCGAAUGUACCCCGACAUGUGCUUGAAAAUCUGCAGAAAUGGCAUGCCCGACAAUUACGAGCGACACGAACAGACAGUCUUCGUCCAAUUGGCGUGUCGCAAGAUCCCAGCGAUGAGGACCAGCGGGAAGCGAGUCAAGCUGAACAUCAUUCUGAUUCUGUUUGGACUGAGAGUAGCCCUAGUCAUAAAUUCCCACCUCUUAGGCAUCAAAAUAUCGAAAGCAUCGAGGAGGAGAAUAUCGAAAACGUCGAGGAGGAAAAUAUCGAAAGCGAGGAGGAGGAUGAACAAGAGUUCCUCACACAAGUACCGCUAGAACCGUCGCCCAAGCCUACGGCAUCUCCUGCGUCUGCAGCAUCCCCCACUCCACGGCGGCGGAGCUUAUAUUACCUCCCAUCGAGCGCCCCGGAAGAGGAGGAUGAGCUUGAGGUUCAGGUGCCUAAUACCGUCGACGACAACGCCCUCGAAGUCAGCAAGCCAAUUGGUCUGAUAAGCGGUACACCGCCGUCCGCUCAGGCUCAGACUGUGCCAUGCACCCUCACCCAACAGUCCGAGGAACCAAAGGUCCAGUCCGGACGGAAGCCGGAACAGGGCCCACAACCACGACCAUAUAGGCGUGUUCCCGAGUUAUAUCAACCGCCCAAGGCUAAACCGAGACAGUCGCAUCUCCAUUACGAGGCCUCGAAUUUGCGGCAUGGACAGGCAGACGUUGAGAAGUCAUUACCAGCAAAAUUCACAUCCUCGCCAAAUGUGCCGUGCACCAUACAGGAUGAAGCUCGGCGCACGAUAUCGCCCAACAAGCGCGCCAGGCGAGACGCUACUCCCACCCGGGAAUCGUACAUCCAUCCCGAAGAUCUCACAUAUUCGACUUCGCCACCAGCUCGUCCGCCUUCGUCCGCGCAUCAGCGUUCAUCGGCGCCCCUCCAACCGGUACGCCCUGCGUCGCCUACCCCCCAGCCUCGGCUUCCUCCAGCCGUCAUGCAGGCCGAUUCAGCGCCACAGGGCCCCUUCAUCCGGUUCGCUAGCACGUACCCGUCUUACGGCGGGAGCGUGGGCGAUUUCGUGAUCGCCUGCAUAUACAUCCAGCUGCAGCAGAGGCGGAUACGCACGUCCUUGUACGAUGACUUCAUCCGCGCCUGGCACGAGGGCUACGUCACCUACGUGGCGGAAUGCGACGAGGCCGAGCCCCCCGCGCGGGCGAUGAACGCCAUCGACUGGUACAACGACAUCGACGACGACCCCCUGUACACGAGCCGGGUCGUCACCAAGCAAAACCUCCAGGCGACGCUCGACGCGUACCCCGACGAGCUCCGCGCCGCGAGGCAGGUCCUGGACCUGACGCCUGCGACCGCGCCGGCGGUGUCCAGCGCGAGAACCGCGCCGCCGACGGACCGCGUCGCGCCCGUGCCCUCGAGCACCCCGGCGCCAGCGGGCCGCGGUCUCCUCGCGGAGAGCGUAGGCGGCCCGGAUCCGGGACCUUCCUCGCCGCGCCUCCCUUCACCACGCCCUCUCAGCGUCGCGUCGCCGGGGCCGCCCGCGCCGGCGCGCCGGCCGACGAGCCCGGGCGAUUGGGAGCUGCCGGCCGCCGUGCCCAACAGCUCUGCACGGCGGCCCAGCCCGGCGCACCAGCCGACGAGCCCGGGCGAUUUGGAGCUGCCGGCCGCCGUGCCCAGCAGCUCUGCGCGGCGGCCCAGCCCGGCGCACCAGCCGACGGGCUCGGGCGACCGGGGGCUAGCUGCCGCCACGCCCAGCAGCCCCGCGCGGCCGCCCUCGGCAGCGGUCUCGCCGCCGCGCGAGCCCAGCUCCUCGCCCCUCCACGCCUCGGCCCGCAGCCUCACCGACGCCCACAAGCGCAAGCCUAGCGUCGAGCUCGGCAGCACUCCCAAGAAGCGCGCGACGAGCGCCGGCGCACCCCCCGCAGCGCCCAGCAGCAGCACAGCGCCCCCGGCGACGGCGAAGAAGAAGAAGAAAAAGAAGAAGGCCGAGGCCGUCGACGACGACAGGCCGUUCCUCAGGUUCGUGCAGAGGCGCAAAGCGCUGAGCUGCGCGGCCAGCUCCAGCGCGGCGCCUACGGCUACGGGUGCGUCGACGGCGGGGGGAGGGUAA
This is a messenger RNA of Durotheca rogersii, 2274 nucleotides long. RefSeq lists its product as uncharacterized. The record is from RefSeq and is a predicted model, not a curated record. Lineage: Eukaryota; Fungi; Ascomycota; Sordariomycetes; Xylariales; Xylariaceae. The transcript has a single exon. The coding region runs from base 1 to 2274 and encodes 757 amino acids.